CAACCACCUUGGCCAGCCAAACACAACACCUCCCCAUUCAUCAAGCAACUAACCUCCCAAUACCCAACUCGCGAGCCCCUUUAGCCGUACCCGAAACUCCUCAGCAUUAAACCGUCAGAUUUACGUUUGCGACCAUGACCGCAGAGGAAGAGCGCCAAGCCGCCCUCAACUCGUACAGGGCGAGGCUCCUCGAGUCUCGAGAGUGGGAGGCCAAGCUCAAGAGCCUACGCCUGGAGAUCAAGGACAUGCAAAGGGAGUUCGACCGGACCGAGGACAACAUCAAGGCACUUCAGAGCGUGGGACAGAUUAUUGGCGAGGUCCUAAAACAGCUCGACGAUGAACGAUUCAUCGUCAAGGCUUCCUCCGGACCACGAUAUGUCGUCGGCUGCAGAUCAAAGGUCGACAAGGUGAAGCUGAAGCAAGGUACCCGUGUUGCCCUCGAUAUGACGACACUCACGAUCAUGCGAAUGCUUCCCCGCGAGGUCGAUCCCCUGGUGUACAACAUGUCGUUGGAGGACCCUGGUCAAGUGAGCUUUGCCGGUAUCGGUGGACUGAACGACCAGAUCCGAGAGCUGCGAGAGGUCAUUGAGCUUCCCCUCAAGAACCCCGAGUUGUUCUUGCGAGUAGGCAUCAAGCCUCCCAAGGGUGUCUUGCUGUAUGGACCUCCUGGAACAGGCAAGACUCUUUUGGCGCGAGCAGUUGCAAGCAGUCUGGAAACAAACUUCCUGAAAGUCGUCUCCUCCGCCAUUGUCGACAAGUACAUUGGUGAGUCGGCGCGACUCAUCCGCGAGAUGUUUGGAUAUGCCAAGGAGCACGAGCCUUGUAUCAUCUUCAUGGACGAGAUUGACGCCAUCGGUGGACGACGAUUCUCCGAGGGUACGAGUGCCGAUCGUGAAAUCCAGCGAACACUGAUGGAGCUGCUCAACCAGCUUGACGGUUUCGACUACCUGGGCAAGACCAAGAUCAUCAUGGCUACCAACAGACCCGACACGCUGGAUCCCGCCCUGCUCCGUGCUGGUCGUCUGGACCGAAAGAUUGAGAUCCCUCUGCCCAACGAGGUCGGGCGACUUGAGAUUCUCAAGAUUCACUCCCAAAGUGUCGUGCUUGAUGGUGACAUUGACUUUGAGAGCGUGGUCAAGAUGAGUGACGGACUGAACGGUGCUGACUUGCGAAACGUGGUUACUGAAGCUGGACUGUUUGCCAUCAAGGAUUAUCGGGAAUCGAUCAACCAGGAUGACUUCAACAAGGCGGUUCGCAAGGUGGCCGAGGCCAAGAAGCUCGAGGGUAAGCUCGAGUAUCAGAAGCUGUAAGCAGGGAAGGGAGUGCGGUACGCCAAGAUGAAUAUGAUACUACGGCGAGGAGAAACUCCACGGAUGAUGGAGGUUGAAGGAUACAGGGUCGCUGGGUAAUCAAUCCACCAAUACUGGACUGGACUGGACUGGACUGGACUGUACAAUAGAGUCAGGGCCGGCGGCUAUAGAUUGGCUCAGCCCUAGAAGCAGGAAUGCACAUGGCGUCUCGGAA
Fusarium vanettenii 77-13-4 is the source of this 1524-nucleotide messenger RNA. Its product is annotated as 26S proteasome regulatory complex, ATPase RPT4. Bases 135 to 1310 code for a protein of 391 amino acids. Gene Ontology annotation, cellular component: cytosolic proteasome complex; proteasome regulatory particle, base subcomplex. The transcript has 4 exons. Lineage: Eukaryota; Fungi; Ascomycota; Sordariomycetes; Hypocreales; Nectriaceae. Gene Ontology annotation, biological process: positive regulation of RNA polymerase II transcription preinitiation complex assembly. The record is from RefSeq and is a predicted model, not a curated record. Gene Ontology annotation, molecular function: proteasome-activating activity; ATP hydrolysis activity; ATP binding.